AUGUAUGAGCAUUAUUUGGAAAUUGCCUUUGAGGCCGAAUUGAAUACCAGAGAGGAUCCUGAGCUUCUAGAAAUGGCUCCGGAAAUAUGCAACGAGCAUCCAGACACCAGGGACGCAGCAAUCACUGAGCUUAGAAGAAUGAUUUUUGAUCGCGGGGAAUGCGAGCCUCUUCGGACAGACGACGAGUACUUGUUAAGGUUUCUUCGCGCCAGGGACUUCAUCAUACCAAGGGCGCAUAAACUUCUAGUCAGAUAUUGUGCAUUCCGGGAACAAUGCUCACACUUGUACCAAGAUGUCGACCUGUGGGGACUCGUCAAAGCCGGUGAAGCCUACGAAGGCUGUAUGUACGACCGUCCAGAUGUAGGGAGACUUUCGAUCAUGCGCUUUGGUAAAUGGGACCCCUCAGAGUAUCCUGUUGAAGAUCUAGUCCGUCUUGGUGUUGUUAUGUUGGAGAUCGGCAUACGACAACCGAAGCUCCAGGUGUUUGGGGGCACUGUGCUUGUAGAUCUGGAAGGCCUGUCACUACGACAAGUGUCCGCUCUGACACCUACAAUUGCGUAUCAAAUUGUCAAUAUUAUGGGAGUCUCAACACCAAGUAAACUGAACGCGUGCCACAUCAUCAACUACAACUGGCUCCUGAACACAUUCUUCUUCGUGUUCAAGAAAUUCAUACCCCAAAGGGCGUGGGACAAAAUACAUUUCCAUGGGAAUGACUUGAAGUCACUCCAUAAGCACUUGGACCCAGCGUGUUUGCCUCCAAGGUAUGGGGGCACCUGUAGGAGCCACGUAUCAGCUCGCAAAUGGUUGCAGAAGAUAAAGAAGUACAGAGACGAACAUUUUGACAAAGAAAUGAAACAAUUGGGAUUUGUUAUUAAAGAAUAG
Pieris macdunnoughi is the source of this 882-nucleotide messenger RNA. The record is from the annotation of a GenBank genome assembly. NCBI's taxonomy places the organism in Eukaryota, Metazoa, Arthropoda, Insecta, Lepidoptera, Pieridae.